AUGAGGGGAGGAAAAGGGAACGGCCAGCGGAGACCGGCGUUUUCGGGAAGUCUGUCCAAGAACACUGCCAAGAGCAGCAACGGCGACUCACCUGCUGCGAAUUCUUCAUCAGCAACAGCCCAGCCCAAGUUGAGCGCGCAAGCCCAGGAGUUCGUUCCCGGCCAGCCCUCAGAAUCCUCCCAAAAGCCAACUAAGCCCUCUAAACAAGCCAAAAGUGUCCCUGUCAGACCCAAAAGGCAACAACGGCCCAAGGUCAUAAAGCCCCCCAAGUAUGGCGGCACGGAGCGCGGCACCACUAUCCAGGAAGACAUUGUCGCUGGACGCUUGUCAUGCAGUAUCUGCACCGAGAACGUGACGAGACGGAACCCCGUCUUUAGCUGUCCCAAGUGCUACAACGUACUCCAUUGGAAGUGUGUCAAGGAAUGGGUGCAGUACCAGGACGACGCCGAGAAGAAGUUCCAAAAAGGCAUCGAGCCAUGGCGAGGACCAUGCUGCAACUCGGAGAUCCUGGGGUUCCCCAAGGGACCCACAUGUUGGUGCGCAAAGGAACCCUUCAAGGGUCCAUCGCCUGCGACGCUUCCGCCACACUCGUGCGGUGAAAUGUGUCAAAAGGAAUUGCCAAACUGCGACCACCGAUGCAUCGAGCAGUGCCACGCGGGGGUCUGUCCGCCAUGUCCCAUUGUCAAUGAGAUCUCGCUAUGUCACUGUGGUGCUCACGAGGAGCGCAAGUCGUGUCGCCAGACGGACCGCAACGGCAAGUGGUCUUGUGGCGAGCCUUGCAGGACGCUCCUCCAGUGCGGCACACACAGUUGCGAGAAGCCCUGCCAUCCGGGGCCAUGCGAGCCUUGUCACCUCGAGUUCGACUCCAUCUGCUUCUGCGGCGAGUUCAACAGACGUCUACGUUGCGGUGCCGCUGCGGACGUGUCUCUGAAGAAGCCACCUGCUGCGGUGGCCAUCUCGGGCAACCCAUGUGCUUCAGCAUGUGCCGCGACAAGCUCAACUGCGGACGGCAUCAGUGCCGGGAGCACUGCUGCCCCGUCGAGAAGAGCGGCCCUCGCCGGCAACAGCGCGAGGAACCCAUCGAGCAUAUCUGCACUCGUGUGUGUGACAGACCGCUCAAGUGCGGCAGACACUCCUGUCCCGAGCUUUGCCAUCGCGGACCUUGCCCUCCCUGCCGCGAUGGCAUCUUUGAAGAUCUCACCUGCCAUUGCGGCAGCACCAUUCUUCGCGCGCCAUUGCGCUGCGGCACGCAGCCUCCGGUCUGCACGGAGCCCUGUCAGCGAGAGCCGUCAUGCGGUCAUCCUCCUGUGCCACAUCCUUGCCACGGCGACGACGCAGACUGUCCAAAGUGUCCUACACCGGUCGAGAAGCGAUGCGCAUGUGGAAGGCAGACCCGUAGCCACGUUCCGUGCCACAUCAAAGAAGUCUACUGCGGCACACCAUGUGGCAAAGAGCUUCCUUAGCCUGUGUCAUGGCAAGACGCCUUGCAGCGAGUCCCUGCCAUGUCCGGCCAAGGUCACCAUCACGUGCGAGUGUGGUCACCGAAAGAGCGAGGUCAAAUGCCUCGCUUGCGACUCCAACCUCGACCCGGCGCACAAGACGAUCCAGUGCGACGACGAGUGCGCACGUCUGGCACGCAACGCCCGUCUUGCCGACGCCCUGAAAAUCAACCCUGAGACUGAGCUCACCGACCACGUCCCCUACUCGGAUGACACGAUCACUGCUUUCCAGGAGCUCAAGAAUUGGGCAGAGAAGAUGGAGCGUGAGAUCCGCGUCUUUGCCGCCACACCUGGCGAGCACAGAAUCGCACUCGACCCCAUGGAUAAUCGCAAGAGGCAGUUCAUUCAUCUCCUGUGCAAGGACCACCGCUUGACCACCUUUAGUCAAGAUGCCGGUGUCCAUCGUCACGUCACCGUCGAGAAGCCACUGAAUUACCCAGGCGGUCUGCAAAAGACUCUUGGCCAAUGCGUCAAGAUCCGCGCAAAGCAAGCGGCCGAGAAGAAGGCCGAGGAGGCCGCUGCCCAGGCCCUCGCCCAAGCCCCCUUCAACGCCCUUCUGCUCACAUCAGUCGGGUUUGGGCUGACCGUGGAAGACAUCAAGGAGGGCAUCGAGUUUCUGAUCGUGGCGCAGGGCUUCGUUCUCCAGAGCGUCAAGUUCCUGCACACGGAAGAAGUGCUGCUCCGCAUCACGGCGUCGUACUCUGCCUCUCUCGGUCCCAAUGGACUGGAGAGUGGUCUGCUCUCUCUUCGCGAUGCCAUUGUGCCUACCGUAAAGGACCGCGACCUCGCUGGCAACGUGGUCCUCGUCGCUGCCGACUGGAGUGACCACCUGACACGUCGCGAGCGGGUCAAGAUGGACCCUGAGGGAUGGAAUGCCAUUGCUCGCAAGGUCAAGGAGCCGCAAAUGCCUGAGGAGCCAGCGGCCGCCAAGGGCAAAAAGGUCCUCAUGGCGAAGAAGAAGCAGCCCGAGGCCAAGGGGGCCUCCGCUUGGGGAGUCCUGCAGCCGGACGCUGAGGCUUGA
Molecule: messenger RNA, 2520 nt
Organism: Emericellopsis cladophorae
Lineage: Eukaryota; Fungi; Ascomycota; Sordariomycetes; Hypocreales; Bionectriaceae
Product: transcriptional repressor NF-X1
Exons: 4
Coding region: 1-2520 (839 amino acids)
Biological process (GO): negative regulation of transcription by RNA polymerase II
Cellular component (GO): nucleus
Molecular function (GO): RNA polymerase II transcription regulatory region sequence-specific DNA binding; zinc ion binding; DNA-binding transcription factor activity, RNA polymerase II-specific
Source: RefSeq, a predicted model, not a curated record